AAGAUAUCCCCUUUCGAAUGGAUAAAGCCUCAAGCACCCAGUCUUGACGAGCUAGCCCUGAAUCCUUGGUUUUCAGGUCAUUUAGCUGUCGAUGGACCAGAAAGACACCUGCUUGGUCUCGUGGACUUCCUAAGCCUCAUCAAUUGGCUGUCAGAUCCGCUGGCUAUGAUAGUGCAUCCCAGAAAGCUCGAAAUCGCGGAAAGAAUACGCAACUUCACACCUCUGGGAACUCUGGUCGACUCUCUUCGGGAUCAGCGGAUUGAUACGCCCUACGCAAUGCUGCCUACGCUCGGACUAACCUUUAUGCUCAGAGGUGGUUGGACUGCCUGCAAGCGCUUCGUCGAAUUAAUUGCUGAGCAUGCCCAAAGACCGGUUCUACAAGUCGGAUAUGUGUUCAAUUCUCAC
Messenger RNA from Pyricularia grisea, 405 nucleotides. RefSeq lists its product as uncharacterized. The record is from RefSeq and is a predicted model, not a curated record. NCBI's taxonomy places the organism in Eukaryota, Fungi, Ascomycota, Sordariomycetes, Magnaporthales, Pyriculariaceae. The transcript is spliced from 2 exons. The annotation marks the transcript as partial.